Molecule: messenger RNA, 655 nt
Organism: Hibiscus syriacus
Lineage: Eukaryota; Viridiplantae; Streptophyta; Magnoliopsida; Malvales; Malvaceae
Exons: 5
Coding region: 1-522 (173 amino acids)
Source: RefSeq, a predicted model, not a curated record
AUGGAGAUGUUAGAGGAGAAUAUGGAAGUUGUGGAAUCAACGAUCCAAGUAGAUGAUAAAUGGUCAAGAGAAUUGGUAGCCGAAUCUAUUUACAAAGAGAGGUGUAUUCCUAUGAAUAAUGGCUCGAGCUGGGCCAAAUACAUGUCGAUUUCUGGUCCACCUGAUGAUCAAUAUGAUAUCAUCACUUUACAAUAUAUUGAGGAGGGUUUAUUAUCUGUAGAUGAGAAUAGAGAAGGUCGCGCCACCACAUUUGGAGAUGAUAUUGCUGUCGAAUGUCUUGCAACAGAGUUCAAUCGCGAGAUAUAUGUAGUUCAAGCACAUGGAUCGGAUGCCAUGGUCGACGAAGACAACUGUGUUUUCUUCCUCCCAUAUCGUCCGAGGAGUGAAAUAUGUGAACCUCCUUUCUAUUCACCUAAUGUUUCAGGUUGGUGUGGUGCGGGUGCCGAUCAUUACAAACCAUUGAUUGCCCAUGCUUCUUCGCUUGUUUCUCCGGAGAUGGUCGUUCUCGUACUGGGGCAAUGAGUUGAGUCCUACAGUUUUAUGGCGUAGAGGUUCAGAGUAGAAGUAGUUCAUUAUUUUUCACCCCCAAGAUUUGGCAUGCAAUGUAAUGUAGCUCUCUCGCAAUCCUUUUGUAGGAGAAUUUCAUCGCAUUGCA